CUUAUAAAAUACAUAAGUAAAUUAAAAACAUAAUAAAAAUAUAUAAUGUAUCAUUUUUAAUUUUAAAAAAGAAAAACUUAAAAACUCUUAAGUAUAUAAGAGAAAUAAUUCUUUACAAAUUUUAAACAUUAUUAGUAUUUUAUUAUCAGCCAGAUGAAUACAGUUGACAAAACUAGUGAUUCUACUGAAAAUAUAAAUGGACAUAAAGUACAUAAUGUAGAAGAAAUUCAAAUACCUGUACCAUGGGGUUAUUUAAGCGGCAAAUGGUGGGGACCAAUGGAUCAACAACCCAUAGUAGCAAUACAUGGCUGGCAAGAUAAUGCUGGAACAUUUGAUAAAUUAAUUCCAUUAUUACCAUCAAAUGUAGCCAUUCUAGCUAUAGAUUUGCCAGGUCAUGGUCUAUCUUCCCAUCUUCCUAGUGGACAAUUUUAUUAUGUAUUUUGGGAUGGGCUUGUUAUACUACGUAGACUUGUUAAAUAUUAUAACUGGAACAAGGUCAAAUUACUUGGACAUUCCUUAGGAGGGGCAAUAUCAUUUUUAUAUGCUGCAUUUUAUCCUGAUGAAGUGGAAUUCAUGAUAAGUUUAGAUAUUGCAAGUCCUAGUGUAAAAGAUGUGGCAAAAAAUGUUGCUAUACUUAGUGAUAGUAUUGACAAAUUUUUAAAGUAUGAAUUGCUACAAUCUGAUAGUAUUCCAUCCUAUAGUUAUGAUGAAGUGCUUAGCAUUGUUGAAGAUGCUUAUAAAGGUUCCAUAACUAGAGAAAGUGCCAUAAUAUUAAUGAAACGUGGUUUGCGACCUGCCAAUGAAUCCGAACGAUACUAUUUUUCACGUGAUCCGCGAUUAAAGGUUUCUGCAUUGGGUACAAUAUCUUUAGAUAUGGUACUUGUAUAUGCAACUCGGAUAAAAUGUGCUUAUCUUAAUAUUCGUGCUAUACCUGGAUUGAAACUUGAUUAUCCUGAAUCUUAUGAUAAAGUUUUAGAUCAAAUAAAAAUAGGUGCUAAAAGAUUUGAAUAUCAUAAAGUAGAGGGAACUCAUCAUGUACAUUUAAAUUAUCCUGAAAAAAUUGCACCUAUAAUUAACAGUUUUAUAAGUACUUAAUGAUAAGCAAAGUUUAGAUGUAAACUGAUAGGGUUUGUUUAAAAAUGAGUCAUAACUUAAAAAUAUCUUAGAAGUAAUAAAUGAUACUACUUACAAGGCCAAUGAACGAUGUUUUUAUAAAAUUUAAUGGUACAUAUUAUUUUAAUGGAUAUUACAUUUGGUAACCAACAACGAUAAUGCAUUAAUGUUUUACUAAUGCAACACAGUUAUAUCAAUGUGUAUUUUAUGCAUAACUCGGCAAUAAAUGACUUCAAAGCGAUACAUGCUAUCAUUUCGUACUGCUUGUAUUAACUUCUUUUUAUAGUUUUACUAAAAAAUACGAUUGGUAUUAUAUUCAGAUAUAAUUUAUUUAAAAAAAAUCUAAUUGUUUAUGUUUGUAUGUUUAUUUAUUGUAAUAAAUAGUU
Messenger RNA from Apis dorsata (giant honeybee), 1499 nucleotides. Its product is annotated as probable serine hydrolase. The transcript is spliced from 7 exons. Bases 154 to 1095 code for a protein of 313 amino acids. The record is from RefSeq and is a predicted model, not a curated record. Lineage: Eukaryota; Metazoa; Arthropoda; Insecta; Hymenoptera; Apidae.